AUUUAUUUGAAAUAAAAUAUGAAAACCACAACAGUAGUAGAAUCAUAGGUAAUUAAAACCAAUGUGGAAGUUGAAUAAGCUCCAAUUAGAUAUAAUAGGAAAAGAAAUUAUAUGUCAACCUCCUUUGUAUCUGCUUAAUUUCCAAACUCUUAAUAUGGAUGCUAUUAAAUUAUGAUUGACAAUAAUGAAUGCAGACCAAAAUGCCAACCACCUCCUUAAUAACCUUAUAUGAUGCCUAUGUAUGUUCCUGUUCCUUACCCUUAAUAAUAAAAGAAGGAAUGUGAAUGCGAAGAUGGUGAAUCAUACAAGGAAGAAUUAUUGUUUUUAAGAUAGAGAGUAGCAGAAUUAUUGGCAAGAGAGCCUGAAGUCAAGACAGUCAAAGAGAGAGUAGAAGUGAUAGAUAACACAAGGGUACUUAUAAGUUCGAUAUAAAAUAUAGGUUGAAUAACUUGAGCUUGAAGCAUAAAAGCUAAGAUUAUAAUUAUAAUAGGCAUAAAAUUAAUUACGAUAGAAAGAGCAGGAGUUUAUUGAAUUACGAAGUGGAAAUGAUCAAUCUUAAUAAGGAUUGCAGUCUAGGAUAAAAAUAAUUGAAGUAAGAAUUAUCAAUGAAAUUAGGACCAAUUAUAUAAUGUAAGACUGGAAAUUGAAAGAAUCACUGGAUUGUUGAAUUAAAAGGAGUAAGAAAUUAUAGAUUGGGAAAAAAGAUGUCAUGAAAUCGAAAGUUCUGUUACUUAUGAGAUUGAAGAAAAAACAACGAAAUUAAGAUCUGUAUUCUUACAUAUUAUUUUCAAAGGAAGUAGAAGUGUGGAAAAGUAGAUUUAAGAAAUUAAAUACAGACUAUUUCAAUACCUAAGAAUAAUUAAUUAUGGUGUAAGCUGAGAUUGAUUCUAUUAAAAAUGGAGGAGUAAAAGAAGUUAAGGAAGUAAAAGUUGAAAAGAAAGUUGUAGGACCAACAAUCACAACUGUUUCAUCAAGUCAAUCAAGAACAAGAGGAUCAAGAGUAAUUGAAAGCUCUGAAGUCAUUAAAGAGGGAACACCAGCUAGGUUAUACCCAUGAGAAAUAAAUAUAUAAAUAUUUU
Paramecium octaurelia is the source of this 1079-nucleotide messenger RNA. Lineage: Eukaryota; Ciliophora; Oligohymenophorea; Peniculida; Parameciidae. The record is from the annotation of a GenBank genome assembly.